This is a messenger RNA of Giardia duodenalis, 198 nucleotides long. Its product is annotated as Mitotic-spindle organizing gamma-tubulin ring associated protein. The transcript has a single exon. Gene Ontology annotation, cellular component: gamma-tubulin ring complex; interphase microtubule organizing center; spindle. The record is from RefSeq and is a predicted model, not a curated record. Gene Ontology annotation, biological process: gamma-tubulin complex localization; microtubule nucleation by interphase microtubule organizing center; mitotic spindle assembly. The coding region runs from base 1 to 198 and encodes 65 amino acids. NCBI's taxonomy places the organism in Eukaryota, Fornicata, Diplomonadida, Hexamitidae.
AUGCCCGAUCUUGCAGACGCGCUCAUCCACAUCGAGGAAAUAUCAAGUAUAUUGAAGACGGGAUUGUCUCGGAGCGCUCUUGCUUGCAUACUUUCUCUUUGUGAAGGGGGUGCAAAUCCUGAAGCUCUUGCUGCUGCGAUCAGAGAAGUCAUGCUCUUACGAGACCAAAGUGGCAACUCUGUGGAUACAGCAGAAUAG